AUGGUGAAGUUCAAAGUUAAUUUUCUACGAAAAGCAAAAACAUUCGAAAAUUUCGUGAAAACAGUUGAAAAAGAGGCUAUCAAAGCCGAAGCCGUAAAAUGGCGUAAUUAUCCUGGUGUGAAUAGAGAGCUGCAUUCGAAAGUGUUAAAAUUCGUUCAAGAAGAUCUACAAACAGGUGAAUUAUCAAGACACUACCCAGAUAAAUCACAUUCAAGUUUUCAAUAUCGAUUACAACGUGAUGACGAAGACAACGUUCAAUUGAGAGUAACAAUACCAUCUGAAGAAGGAACAUUAAAAGAUUUGAUUGUAUUGCCACGACGAGAUGAAAUUCGUAAAAUAUUAGAAACAGCAAUGGCACGUGUCUACACUCAUGGCAAAAUGGAAUCAGAUAUUCAAUGUUAUUACGGCGUGCGAGAGAAAUAUUUUAUCUCCAGAAAUCGUGUUCAAGCUAUUAUGAAUAUAGUUGGGAAUCCUGAACAAUGGUUUGAAGCCAUUGUAGCACCCGAUUCUGAUGAGGAAAAUGAAGAUACGAAGAAGUCAUAUGAAGCUGAAGAAGCCGAUCAAAGGAAACAACUGAAAAAUGGCAGAAAAGAAGCUGAACGACAACUAACAGCAACAGUAAAGGUGAAAAAACGGGGUCGACCAAUAAAAAAAACGGCGUCCACCUCUGAACAACAAUCGACAAGUGAAAACGAGCACAGAUGGAAAAAAACGUCGACAAAACGAAAAACAUCCGUAGCCACACCAAAAAAACAACAAGCAGAAGACGAUGAACAGCCAUUAGAUGAUCUGACAAACGAAAGAGGUGACAAAGGCGAAGAUGAAAGUUCACCAGUCAAACAGACCAGAAGAACUCGUCGUGGUGCUGCUACAGCAAAUAGUCUUGCAAAGAGAAAUUGA
This is a messenger RNA of Didymodactylos carnosus, 900 nucleotides long. NCBI's taxonomy places the organism in Eukaryota, Metazoa, Rotifera, Eurotatoria, Philodinida, Philodinidae. The record is from the annotation of a GenBank genome assembly.